AGGCUGAAAUAAAAAAGUGUGAAUGCUACAGUAAACUAUACUAUCAAGCCCUACGUAAGGAGGCUUGACGCCGUCGCGCCAAGCACCCCCGAUAGGAUUCGAGGCCAGUGAGGGCGCGCCACACAAGGGCUCCGCACGGGCCUCGGAACCACGGGACUUGCGCAGCUUGAGUGAGGCUCUCACGGGGUUGCCUUGAGCGUUGGCUACAGGGGCUUCCAGGCUUGAUAUACAGUGGUGAGGGUUCAAUCACGAAGCGAUUGAAUCGUUGGCGGCACGUCCCCCUUACACAGGCACAUACCUACAGCGACCUUUGUGCUUGCAGGGGGUGAUGUUAUCGGGACAUGGUAGAAUGCAGCAAGGCUCUCGGCCGCACGCUUGUAACCGAAAAGAGAAGGGGCACCCAGAAGUGCGUAGUAACCGCGCGCGAUUAGGUAACUCCUACCGGAGAUGCCCCUGAUCAGGUCUGACUGCUUUUCCCGCCCGCUUCAAUCCUGACCCUUCAAUCCGGCAAACUCCUCGCAGCUAACUACCUACCUAGUCGAGUUUCCACCCAGGAAAAUUAUCUAUAAUAUCUGCAGUAUCGAGGCCUGUAUGAUCCAAGGCAGCACAGAAUGGAGACGCUGCAGCAAGAGGAUGGCAUGGACUUGGGAAACGGCUCGAGUUCACAGGGGCCAGCAUAGAGCUCGACCCCGCCAUCCUAAAGGAACUCCCCGAAGGAUGCAAAGUCGUUUCGGUCGACAGUCAUGGCGUCAGUUUCUGGGCAACCACAGGGCGCAUUGACGUCACACUUAAAGAGGGCGGCGGCCAGUCCUUCUUCAUCAAGGUGAUCUCAGGCGAAGUGGGCCGGUGCAUGGUCUCGGGCGAGUUCGCGUCCAUGACGGCGGCCCACCUGGUCGUUCCCGAAUUCCUGCCCAAGCCCCUGGCAUGGGGCGCAUACGACACGAUCCCCAACACGCAUUUCUUCCUCUGCGAGUUCCGCGACAUGGUCGACGACAUGCCCGACCCGCACAAAUUCGGCUCGCUCCUGGCCAGGCUGCACCAAAGCAGCACCUCCCCGACGGGCAAAUUCGGCUUCCACAUGACCACCUACGCCGGCAACCAGCCCCAGUUUGUGGGCUGGGAGGACAGCUGGGAGGUCUUUUUUACCAAAAGCAUGAGGUACGCGCUGAGCCUGGAGAUUGAAAGGCAGGGAACUACCGAGGAGCUCGACUCUCUUUCCAAGGUUCUGUUCGACAAGGUCAUCCCCCGACUGCUGCGACCCCUCGAAAGCAACGGCCGUUCGGUGAAGCCGUCCCUCGUCCACGGCGAUCUCUGGUACGCAAACGCGGGAAUCGACGCAAAGAGCGGCCAGCCCCUCGUUUUUGAUGCCUGCUGCUUCUAUGCGCAUAACGAAUACGAGUUCGGGCAGUGGCGUCCUGCCUGCAACAGAUUCGGGAACGAGUAUGUCGCCGCGUACAACUCAUUCGUCCAAAUCUCCCCGCCAGAGGAGGACUUUGAGGGCCGUUUGGACCUUUACAGACUGCGCUUCGACACUCACGUCUCGGCUCUGUUCCUAGGGAGCGACACUCUUCGGCCCCAGGUGCUCGAUGUUAUGAGAGGUCUUAUCCAGAAGUAUGGUGGAGACUGAAGGCUUGUUGAAUUCCCGGCAAGCGGGGAUUUGAAUGUUGAAAUAUGCUGGGCAUAAUUCAAAAUUCCUUGCAUUGCUUGCUUGUUUAGCAGUGUACCUCUUGUCGAAGGUGGGAAAAGUUAUAGCCUUACAUAUUAAAUAAGUAGCCUGGUGUAGCUUGUGCUCCUAAUUACUAGUGGAUAUCACGGGCAGCUGAGCUUUAACGGUCACUUUCCGUUGAGGUCCUCCCAAUGCUCCUCACGUCCGUUCAAGUCGGGAUUUGUUGCAUUUUUCUCGCCUAUUCACGGGCAAUUAAAUGCCG
This is a messenger RNA of Gaeumannomyces tritici R3-111a-1, 1928 nucleotides long. RefSeq lists its product as hypothetical. Bases 851 to 1627 code for a protein of 258 amino acids. NCBI's taxonomy places the organism in Eukaryota, Fungi, Ascomycota, Sordariomycetes, Magnaporthales, Magnaporthaceae. The transcript has 5 exons. The record is from RefSeq and is a predicted model, not a curated record.